Vigna umbellata (rice bean) is the source of this 2667-nucleotide messenger RNA. Its product is annotated as Calcineurin-like metallo-phosphoesterase superfamily protein. NCBI's taxonomy places the organism in Eukaryota, Viridiplantae, Streptophyta, Magnoliopsida, Fabales, Fabaceae. The record is from RefSeq and is a predicted model, not a curated record. Gene Ontology annotation, molecular function: hydrolase activity.
AGGAAGAACAUGGGUCAUUCACUGUAGUUCAUUACAGUGAUCAUGAAACCAACGUAGAAAAAGCACCCCAAUUCCGAGCACUGAAUUUGAACAAUUCAAAAUGAAACUGCGAACCCAAAACCACCGAGGAAGAAGCACACAGCUUAUUCUUCUUCUUCUUCUUGCUGUUGCGAUUCUGUGUGACAUUUGCAUAGCUGAAAGCAGUGAUGGAGAUACACACAUCAAAGAAGGCCCAGAUUCUGUGGUUUGGGUGGUUCAGCUUUCCGAUCUUCAUUUCAGCGUUCACCAUCCAAAUCGAGCCCUCGAUUUCGCCGAAUUUGUGGGCCCCGCUCUCUCCGUCAUCAACCCCUCCCUCGUCCUCAUCACUGGCGACCUCACUGACGGUAAAAGCAAGGAUUUGCUGACAAUGAGGCAGAAUGAGAAUGAAUGGGUGGAAUACCGGAGCGUACUGGACACUGUUAUUGGGAGAAGUGGACUCGACAAGAGCUUGUUCUUUGACCUCAGAGGCAACCAUGAUAGUUUUGGUGUUCCGUUUGUUGGUUGUUCUUCUGAUUUUUUUUCUAAAUACAGCAUCAGUGGGCAAUUAGGAAGAAGUGGGCGUGUCAAUAGUGUCACAAUUGAGACCAAAGAAAGAAAACAUCUCUUUGUUGGGUUUGACAGCACAAUGUCAACUGGCUUACGAGGUCCAACCAAUCUGUUUGGGCAUCCCACAGAUCAAUUACUAAAGGAUCUAGACUUGAAACUCUCACAGUGGGAUUCUCAGUCAGAAAAACCAGUUACCAAAAUUUCCUUUGGGCAUUUUCCACUCUCAUUUUCUGCGCCCUCUAUUUCUGGAAGGACCUUGGAGGAUGUUUUCCUAAAGCAUUCCAUAUCAGCUUACCUGUGUGGGCAUCUCCAUACUGGAUUUGGUGUGAACUUAAAGCGGCACCAUCAGUUGAGUGGUCAUUUUUCUCCCUUGCAAAAAAAAAUUCAGUUCAAUAUACAUCAGAGAUCAUUUGAAAGUACUGUAAAUUGUUCGAUGGGAGUCACACCAAUUCAAGACUUUUGGGAGUGGGAGAUGGGUGAUUGGAGGAAGAGUAGAGCCUUUCGAAUUUUAGCCAUUGAUAGAGGCCAUGUUUCAUAUGUUGAUGUUGAUUUCAAAUCGGGAACCAAACCUGCAAUUAUAUUGCCCACUUUUCCAUUAGACUCUCGCUUCAUGAUAACAUCUUCAUGCCGUCACAACUAUGAAUGUAAAUCUGUGCUCCCUUCAUCUUAUGAGAAAAUUCGAGCUCUGGUGUUUUCUUUUGCCCCAGUUGCAUCAGUUGUAGCUAGGAUCUACGACUCAAAAUCUGGAAACCUUGAUUUAGUAUUAGAAACACAUAUGAUCAGGCAUGCUGAUGAGAACACCACGGGAGACCUCUAUCUUGCACCAUGGAAUUACAAAGCCUUUGAGGAUGCUUCUCCUGAUAGAUAUUGGCUUCAAAUUGAAGCAAAUGACAGUGCAGGCAGAUCAACUUUGACUGAAUUGAGGCCUUUUUCUAUCAAUGGUCUUAGCCUCAAACUUUCUUGGAGCUGGAAGGAGUUCAUGGUCAUGGGGUGUCAAUGGGCUGCCCUAUACUACCCAAUAUUCUGGUCUGCUCUUUACUUUUUCUUCUUAUUCCUUCUUCUUCCAAAAGCUCUCCUUGUUUUUCUAGACAAGAGAUACACUUACAAGAACUUCAUUGUCAAUAAAGGCUUGGUAAAUGGUGUAUUAUGGUUUCUCCAGGAGCUGUGCAGGAUCAACACAUUAUGGUUUGGUUGGAUAGCGUACCUAUUUUAUCUGAUAUUGUCCCCCUGGUUUAUGGGGCAAGUUUUUAAUGAAGGGGAAAAUAUGGUAUACAUGACCUAUAUGGGGUGGGCCAUAGAGACUUCUAAUGGAGAGAGGAAGCUUGAGUAUGUUGGAUCUCCUGAUAUCAUAGUGGUGGUUCUUCCCCAUCUAUUAUACGUGGUUUUGCCUGCAAUUUUGAUCACUGGUGCUCUGACAGCAGAAAGAGCAAUUUUCCGGGAACAUGUGUUAGCAUUCUUAGAGAAGAAGAAAGAUGACCUUCGUAUGGACUCUAGAAAAACUGUAUUAAAUGACCACCAUAGCAGCAUAGUAUCAAACGUUCACCUUUACAAGAGAUGGAUUAGGAAGCUUCUGUGUGUGGUGUGCCUGGCAAUUUGUUGGAAACAUUUUAUGAACUGCAGAACUCUUCUAAAAGCUUAUGAGAUGAACCCAGUUCUCCAUUUUCUGGGCUAUGGUAUUUCAGUUCCCUUCUUGUUGGCAAAUGCUAUCAUCAAAACCAGAAACGCUGGAUGAAACUUGUUCCAGAGGUUCACCUGCAUGUCUCCAUGUUAUGACAACAACCAGAGGAAACACUUGUGGUUGAAGCUGGCUGGGUUCUACAAACAUUAUAGACUCAUCAACUAGUUGUUUGGUAUGUUCAACCACCCAAGAAAUUACCUCAUUCACUAUUACGUUUUUGUGUCAGAAUUCAUAGGGCUUGCCUUAGUUUACGCUAAUAGUUGUUAGAAGCACCAAAAAGGACCUAUCUAAUAUGCACUGUGGUAGUGGUUUAACAUGGGUUGAAGAAGUAUGCAACUGGAUUUUUGUGACUCUUACAGUAUUCAACAAGGUUUAGAAUAUAAGUUUAUUAAUUCACUGUUGAA